Solanum tuberosum (potato) is the source of this 2681-nucleotide messenger RNA. RefSeq lists its product as uncharacterized. The transcript has a single exon. Bases 983 to 2299 code for a protein of 438 amino acids. The record is from RefSeq and is a predicted model, not a curated record. NCBI's taxonomy places the organism in Eukaryota, Viridiplantae, Streptophyta, Magnoliopsida, Solanales, Solanaceae.
UUAUACUUAUUUAAGUACGACGUAUUUGUAUAUUCUAUUUUUUUUAUUUUUUUAUGGCAUCAUCCGGGUUUUCAAGACCCGGUCAAGGAAUUGGAAAAUUCCUUGAAUGGAUUUCUCUGAGCACAAAAUAGAGUGUUUAGUUGAAUAUUCGUUGGUGUCGAAAUGGAGCACCAAGAGUGGUUGGACAUCUAUGGUAAUUAAUGGUAACAUUGAUUAUCAUAGACGGUCGAUAUACUUUUGUAAUCUCCGAUCAUCAACCAAAUCCAUACCAUUAUUGUAGAAAGACAAUAAUGGCUGUGGAUUAAAGUUGAUUGAUUCCUAAGUUGGAACCUUAGGCGCCCCCCCCCCGAAUCCGAUUUAUUUGGAUCAAUAGGGAGAGUAGAUUAUGAUGGUGUUUUACGACGUUAGCAUUAAAGAAAAUUACAACACUAUUAUGAAAACAAUAAUGCAUUUUUUUAGUGCGGUCGAAAGAACACAAAAAUUCUCUUGGCGGGGUCUGUUUGAACAGACCCGGCAACUAAAGGGACUUCUUUUUCGGGUUCCUUUAGUUGUCUCUAUGUCCAUGCAUAAGGAGGUCGCCCUAGCGGGCUGCGAUUUCAUUAAAACAGUUGUGAAACUGAAACGACAUUCAGGUUUUCUGUAUACUGCUUUGUAUUUAAAACAGUGUACAGUUUCCCUUCAGCGUUAUUACGCUGGGUGUUAUUCUAAGAAUGACACCAUGUCUGUUCCAGUUUCAUUGACCCGAUGUGGAAUUCCCAAGAUCAUACCUGCGGUAUUACGAAAACACGUAAGGGCAAAGCCUGAUCAUGGUGAUUAUUUGGUCAGGAUAUAUCUAUCUUGGUUUGGAUUAUCAAAAUAGAUUGCGGUGGCUCCUAAAGUGAAGAAAGCCACUUUCCAAUCAAUUACGACUCCUCACUCAGAUAUUGAUAGUGUCCGUGAAGUUCUUGGAGAAAUGAAAACUUCUUGAAAGAAGCUUCGACCAAUGUAUCUUCCACAUCUCCAAUCCAUACCUCUUGAAAAGGGUAUGAAUUGGAAACCUACCUGGAAAAGUACUCCAUUACUCGACAACUUUGUCCGCCGGUUUCAAUAUUCGGUGGAUGAUGUUGUAGACGGAGCAGCGGCUAAAUAUGUUAAAGAACACAAUAUCUUUGUGAACUUAAAGCAUGAGAUAGCAGCGUUCAUCUUUAAUGUGAAUAAAAUUCAUUCCAUUCAAGAUGGGUUCUUUUCCCCUGGUAUUCUUUGGUCUCAAAGGGUUUUAUACCCAUUUUAUUCUAAUAAUACCAGGUUUGCUAAUGAAUCCCUUGAUUUAUUUGAAAAACAAGUAGGACCCCCUUUCUCUAGCUUAUUAGGGGCCUACCAAGGAGUUCCAUUAGUGACUGGUAGAUUGGCUCAGGCCAUUGAAGGUGGUGGGAAGCGGAGGAUCUUUGCUAUAUGUAAUUAUAUAAAACAAAGACUUCUGCAUCCCGUCCAUAUUUGGGCUAUGACUGUACUAUCAAGUCUUAAGACUGAUGGUACAUUCAACCAAGAACGUCCGUUGCAGUAUCUAAGACUUAAAAGACCGAAGUCUUGUUACUCUUUUGAUUUAAAAUCAGCAACAGACCGUUGGCCAUUGAGUGUUAUAUACACCUUAAUCGAAAUGAUUUGGGGUAGUACUUUAGCAUCUUCAAUAGUCAACAGUUCUUUGGGUCUUAACACCUUUCUCGUAUCACCUCCUAUGGUGAAGAAGAUUAGUGAAGUAGCCUUUCUUACUGGACAACCGUUAGGUUACUACGGUUCAUGGUCACUGUUCUCGCUGUCCCAUCACUAUAUAGUGUGGUUGGCGACUUUGAAGGCUUAUCCGCUACGAAGCACCCCGUUUGUUGAUUAUGCCCUUCUUGGUGAUGAUAUCCUAAUCACCGACAAGAAGGUGGCCAAUCAGUACAGUAGGUUAUUGGAUAGACUCAGUGUUACCAUUUCAUUUGCUAAAUCAAUAGUAUCUGAAAAUGGAACAAUUGAGUUUGCUAAGAGGUUUUGGAUACGAGAUAUGCAAAAAGAUAUCUCUCCCAUCUCUCUCAAAGCUUUAACCUCCUGUAGAACGACUGUAGGCCUGUGCCAAUUGUCCUGCCGAUACUCGAUAGAAAUAUCGACUUUACAAAGGCUAGCGGGUGCAGGUUAUAAGGUCCGUUCUCGCCUGAUGUCUACUCAGUCACCACGAUGGGAAAGACUAAAGGCGGCUGCUUGUAAACCAAACAGGUUACAUCUAUUACCUCUUGAAUUUUGGAUUGGAAGGCGGCGCCCUCGCCCCUCAAUCCUUAUUUGAAGGCGAAAAUAAUAGAUUAUCUGCGUGAGGCUGUAAAGCCUAAGCAGAUACAAAUCUUUCCAAAAGAUUUGGUAUUUGAUGGAGAACGGGAAAUCCUUGAGCGGGCUGUUAUCCUUAAUUGGAUGAAACAGUGGUUGACUUGGCUUUCUUGGUAUCAUACUGUAGCAUUAUCACCAGAUGUGACCAUUGAUCAACUAUUUGAUGUUCCUAUGUGUGCCACUUCUUGGAAACGAUCAAACGAAGAUUAUGAAUUAAUCAAGUUUGGGUACGUUUGGAAGUGUUACGAUAUGGGAGCAGGUUGGAACCUUUCAACUACACCUAGGUGGUUGUUUGGUCCUCCAACUCUCAGUUUUAUAUUGGUUGAUCAAUAGGUAUUUGGUGG